CUCUCACCAGUCUUCCACCACCCUAACUCCACGACGACCACCAACCACCCUAUUCAAAAUGUCGUCCUCCUCUUCGCAACGCCCAGCGGCGUCACGAACUUACCCUCAAGACUAUAUUGCGCGCAUCCGUUACAACAAUGCCCUCCCCAUCCCGAUUGGCCCCCCGAAGCUUCUCGACGUGCCCAACUCCGCCUUCUCGCAGUACACCGAUACGUCGUUCGUCUCGCAACUCGCCCGUUCGGAGCCCCUCAACAUCGAGGUGGACUCGGAGCUCGGCAUGCCGUUAGACCUGGUGCACAUCCCGCGCGUCUUCGAGGGCGACGACUCGGUAUUACGUCCCAUGGAUCCUAUCCCGCCUGUCGAUCCGCGCGACCGCGCGCUUCUCCGGCCCGCGGCGUCCCUCGGAAAGCCCACCAACCGCACUGCGACCGGGGGUAGCAGUGUCUCCUUUCUACGUCGUACCGAGUACAUCUCGGCCGAGCAAUCACGGUCAUCGUUCAAAUCGACGACGUCGAGCCAGCUUGUCGCGAUCCCGUCGAAAUCGCGCCGCACGACGCAGCGACCGGAGGACACCGAUCCCGUGCGCAUCUUGGCUGCGGUGAUGAAGGGAUUCGACGUCGCGAACCCCAAUCCGGAUGUUCCGGAUGCGGCGCGACAGUACGCUUCCGGCGACAAGGCGGCCAUGAACGCGGAGCGCAACUGGAAGGAGCUGAAGCAUCCCAACAAGCCCGGCGUCAAGGCGCUCGAGACUUUCCCGCUGCUGCCUCAUCUCGAGGGGAUGAGCGAUACCGGCGGCUACAUGGUGUUCAAGUUCCAGACCGCGCCGACGGACGCCGAGCGCGACGGUCGCAGGGACGUCAGGAUCGACAUGAGUCUAUUCCAGCCGGUCGAGACGCACCACGACGACGAAACCCCGCCCGAGGAGCGCAGGGAGUGCUUCGACUUCUACAUUCCCGACACCACCACCACCGCCGGCGCCGUGAAGCGCAAGUUCUCGUACGAGGAAGACCUGGACGACGACGAAUUCCGCUACACGUACGUGCGCCGCUACGAAGCGAAGGAUACCCGCGGCGGGCACACCCAGUUCGACAUGCAGCCCGAGGAGGUCGCCAUGUGUCUGCGGGCCGGCGACGAGGACAGGCCCCGCGGCGCCUACUUCUACCCCAUCCUUGGACGAUACACCAUCCGUCCCAAGAGAAAGGCAAAGUUCCAAUUCGAUCUGAGCCAGCGGCGAGAAGAUGAGGGGGAGGAGGAGCUGGCCGCCGAGGCACUCAAACUGAAGAUUAGGGACCUGAUCCCAUCGGAGAAGAGGAGGAGAGAGGAGUAUGUUGCCCGCUAUGAGGGAGUGGAGCUACCGCCCGCUGGGCAGCAGACCCACCACGACGAGCAAGAUAACGACGAGGAUGAGGAUGCGCCUGGAGAGGAGGAGUAGUUGCAUGGCUUUAGCAGUGAUGGUUUGUUACGGAUGGCUGGGACGAGCAAUAUUAGGUUCUAUUCGGAUGCGAUGCGCGAUGUUCACGCCGUCGACUGAAUGACGGACUAAUAAUUAAUGUGGAGAUGACCCAUUUGUGACAUUCC
Tricharina praecox is the source of this 1578-nucleotide messenger RNA. RefSeq names its product RNA polymerase II-associated. Gene Ontology annotation, biological process: transcription elongation by RNA polymerase II. Gene Ontology annotation, molecular function: RNA polymerase II complex binding; chromatin binding. Gene Ontology annotation, cellular component: Cdc73/Paf1 complex. Bases 59 to 1432 code for a protein of 457 amino acids. Lineage: Eukaryota; Fungi; Ascomycota; Pezizomycetes; Pezizales; Pyronemataceae. The record is from RefSeq and is a predicted model, not a curated record. The transcript has a single exon.